Cloeon dipterum is the source of this 938-nucleotide messenger RNA. It is a transcript of the gene sqh, whose product is annotated as Myosin regulatory light chain sqh. Bases 140 to 664 code for a protein of 174 amino acids. Gene Ontology annotation, biological process: post-embryonic development; locomotion. The record is from RefSeq and is a predicted model, not a curated record. Gene Ontology annotation, molecular function: calcium ion binding; myosin heavy chain binding. Gene Ontology annotation, cellular component: myosin II complex; cytoplasm. The transcript is spliced from 4 exons. Lineage: Eukaryota; Metazoa; Arthropoda; Insecta; Ephemeroptera; Baetidae.
GGGCGGGGCUAUGUGACUCAUUCUGAUCACAAACUGACGUCACUGGGCGCUUUCUGACCGCAACAGACACCACCCGCGAACAAAAUCGUUCUUUUCCACCCCGUUAGUCGCUCUGCUGCCCGUUAAAUCAGUCGAAACGAUGUCGUCCCGCAAAGCUGCCGGCCGCCGCGUGGCCACCAAGAAGAGGGCCCAGCGGGCCACCUCAAAUGUCUUCGCUAUGUUCGACCAGGCCCAGAUUCAGGAGUUCAAGGAGGCUUUCAACAUGAUUGACCAGAACAGGGACGGCUUCGUCGACAAGGAGGACCUGCACGAUAUGCUUGCUUCCUUAGGAAAAAAUCCGACAUCUGAAUACUUGGACGGCAUGAUGAACGAGGCCCCUGGGCCAAUCAACUUCACCAUGUUCCUCACCCUGUUCGGCGAGAGACUGCAGGGCACUGACCCUGAGGACGUGAUCAAGAACGCUUUCGGCUGCUUCGAUGAGGAGAACGGCGGUCACAUCAACGAGGAGAGACUCAGGGAACUGCUCACCACCAUGGGAGACCGAUUCACCGAUGAUGAGGUUGACGAGAUGUACAGGGAAGCGCCAAUCAAGAACGGAAUGUUCGACUACAUCGAAUUUACGCGCAUCCUGAAGCACGGCGCCAAAGACAAAGACGAGCAGUGAGACGAUUUUCAGAGAUUGCCUACCGACUGCCGACGCAGUAUUUCCAAUCUCUAGUGAUCAACAUUCUUACUUGCUUUUAAACUUUCAGUUGGGACUAACUCGAAUGAUUCCAUAUUAAAUUAAUAAAUAAAUAUAUAAAUUUGUACUUAUAGCGUUUAUCGAAAUAACAAACAACCACUCAAAUGUAUAUGAAUUCCGAAAGGUGCAUUUCUAACCUUAAAACAAUAUCAUUUUUAUGUAACGUGUUGAAAUUAAAACCGAAUUUGGCUAGUAA